This is a messenger RNA of Sphaeroforma arctica JP610, 5226 nucleotides long. RefSeq lists its product as hypothetical. The transcript has 17 exons. Gene Ontology annotation, biological process: SCF-dependent proteasomal ubiquitin-dependent protein catabolic process. NCBI's taxonomy places the organism in Eukaryota, Ichthyosporea, Ichthyophonida. Gene Ontology annotation, molecular function: protein binding. Bases 50 to 5125 code for a protein of 1691 amino acids. Gene Ontology annotation, cellular component: SCF ubiquitin ligase complex. The record is from RefSeq and is a predicted model, not a curated record.
UUCCUACAGUCGUCGCAGUGUGUCGCUUAGCCAAUAAAGCAAGCAGCAGAUGACAAAUCCUAACAGGGGUGCCAAUGUCAGCGAAAGCGAGUCUGCUGUUGACAAGGACACUAGCUACAAAGACAGUUCCGGCUUGAUAGCAGUUAGAGCAUCAGAUGGGGCUGACAAGCACGACAACAGUAGCACAACCACUCAGAAGCACUGUCCAGAAGUGGGCUACUCACAGGGCGAAGGUGAGGCCGUGGAUUCAGCCGCAGCCAACAGCGUCUGCGAGAGUGGACACAGCGGCAGGCUGUAUCGACACAGUACGAACACCCAUCGACAGCACUCGCAGACACAGACAUACACACACACACACCGGAACGUGCCCGAUAUCAACCUGCAAAUACCCACAAGAGGACACCGCCGAACGUACUCUACCCCAGUAUACUCCUUAUCACCGGCCCUGAAAUAUCGUACCUUGCCUAGUCACGGCAACGAGUUUAACACGGGCGCGCAUGGAGAGCGUUUGAACGGUGAAGCCAGGACUCGGGUCGGGCAGACGGAUUACCGUGCGGAUAGUACCAGCCCGUUAAGUUCGGAGAUGAGCGAUACGCAGACGGACACGCAGUUAAGCGCAGGGUUCCACUCACCAGUACAGUCUCGCACACACACACGCACACUUAGACAUACCCAGUCACACAAUUCCCAACUCACAAAGCCACUCACACCGACACAGCCGCAGCCACGAGCUCAUACACCCAACAGGUGUAGUGGGAACUGUAGACGAGACUCGCUUGCACCGUCUGCGCACGGUCACUGUGUGUGUGCACCGACAGUUGUGGGCGGGCACUCUCUCGAUACCAAACGUCAGCAGAGGAAGAUGAGCUCCAUUAACAAUAAUUACGGGACAAAUAGCGGAACCGGUCCCUCACCGGUGGGUCUGGGGUCUGGGCGACCAGCCAGGGGGAGGCCCACUACGCACAUAACUGGAGCCAGCCCGGGAACCCCUGGGUCGGUGGUAGGUAGAACGGGGAAUGCAUACCAAUCCCGGUCCGAUUCGGGGCACCGUAGGCAUAGCAUGACCACGACGCUGCAGGAGACCCGCUUCUCCAUGCUCAAGUGGCAUAGUCCGCAGACGGGUGCGCAAGCACUGAAUUUCAAAGGCAGACGCGUGAGCGAUGCCAAUUCCGCCGGCCUUGGGGUGGCACCGGCCGGAAGUAGUAGCGAGAGCGAUGCACAACCUUACCUAGAGCUGGCAAGAGAGCUGGUGCGGCUGGACUUGUUUGCGGGCACGUCGUCAGAGUUUCUGUCGGUGCUUGCAGACAACUUCGUGCCAAAAACCUACAGGCGAGGUGACCAGAUAGUCAUGUUUGGAGAGACUGGAGUCACCAUGUUCUAUCUCUUCCAAGGUACCGUGGAUGUCAUGUCGGGCGACAGGGAAGUCAGCUACACGCGACUGUCAGAUGGCGCUAUCUUCGGAGAGAUCGCCUUGUUGUUGAGUGUACCAAGAACCGCCACUAUUAUUGCGGUGGAGAAGUGUAUAUGCUUCGUGUUGAAUAAGGAGAAGCUGAAUGCUAUUUUGAAAGAUUAUCCCGAAGAAGCCAAGAAAAUCCGCGAGGUCGGCGCGCGAAGGUACGCGCUUUAUCAGUCUCAGAACUCCAGCACGGAGAAGCAGGCGACUAGGCGGAACACUGAUCCCUCCGUUGCGGCCCGCGAAUGGGGAGGGUCGCGUAGAACCGUUGGCGCUAUGGAGCAUGGUGCGGCGGACAAACCGGAGGCCAUACUAAAGCUGGGCUUGAGCCCGAAUGCGAACAAGUAUUCUGAUUCCGAGGGCGAGGGAUCGGUGAUCAGCCAAGUCAAUGUGCUGCAUGAUCUCAGCAUGUUACACGCACACCACCCGCACAGUAUGAACGACAUUUACUACCGCAGCAGCAACAGCAGCCUCAGCGAGAAAACCAGCAGGGGUCUGGGCAACACACUCGAUGUACAACUAGGCAGUACGAAUGACCCCAGGAAGAUUGCGAGUGCGUCUGUGGAGCGCAGCCAGGUAUAUAUGACCAGUCCCGCACCCAUCGCCAACAGGGCAAACAGCACGGGCCCCACGGGUCAUUUUAGCUGCGAAAGCAGUAGAGAGGAGAAGGAGAGGGGGGAUGCCCACACAGAGCUAGCCACGCACCCAUAUAUAUCCACAGGUGCAGGUGCAUCCACAGAUACAGGUGCAGGUGCAUCCACAGAUACAGGUGCAGGUGCAUACACAGAUACAGGUGCAUCCACAGAUACAGGUGCAUCCACAGAUACAGGUGCAGGUGCAUCCACAUAUACAGGUGCAGUUACAGGUUCAUCGACGCCAGCUUAUAAGGAGCCGGUGCGCGCGACCGUCAUCACACGACGGAGACACAACACCCAGGACGAGAACCUUAUGCGCCUGGCGAGUGUGCCUGUGUUCAAGCGGUCGGGCAAUGUCAGCCCAAACUCUUCACCCGUACGCAAGCCGUGCAAGAGUGAGAGUCUGGACACGUACAACCUCUCCACCACAAUGAGCCGCAGCGAAAGCAGCCCCAGCGGAACGAUGUUUGACAGCGAGAUGACGUCCUCGGGUGUGUUGGUGGGUGCGGGGGACGCCCUAGGCCGGACGAGUGUGGGUCAUCACAGGUCAUCGUCACGGUCAUCUGUUUCCAUGCUCAAACGGCACUCGUCCAGCGACCCCUUCAAACGGUCCACAUCAGAAAUCAAUCUCAAGUCAAUGAGUGCCACAGAUACCACCGGCACGCACCCAAGCAGCGCCUCGAGCCGAUACAACCCCAACACGAACUUUGAAUGGGGAGAGCCGGGCGAUGGGAGCUCGGUGCAAAAGUACGAUCGAGACGGGACGAAUCUAUAUGUCGACGAGAAUUCGGGGAUGGGUGUAAAUUCGGGUGGGUCAUCACCAAUUAAUUUUAGGAGCCCGCUGGCCAGGGCACACCGCGCGAGGGACUUCAAUCGCAUUGAAUCCCAUUCGGAGGACCGGUCCAGAAAUAUAGAAGGACAGGGCAGAGGGUCAGUCGAAUGGAUGAGGCGACCGCUGGAGAGUGUGGGCCGAACCAACAGUGACAGCCAAGUCUCUGAAGCACGCGGCAUUAGAACUGGCCUGGAGAGCGGCAUGGCGGCGAUGAAAGUCCCCGACAACGACGAAGCAAUAACAACAACGGCCGGUGCGAACGGAGAAGCGAAUGUUGAGGUGGUCGCUCAAUUGGAAAGUGUACCAGCACAGAGCACCUCACAGGAACAUUCACAGAUGCACACCGACAAUCCGGGGCAAACGCCGCACGCGUCGCGUAUGGAUAUAGAUACCGAUGCUGAGACGGGCACGGGUGAACAUAAAAGGAAUGGUAUAGGGGAGAGCUCGAGUGGAGACAGCGGCGCAACUGAUAAGGCGUCGGGUGGCCGUGGGCCGGGGGCUGAUGGGGGCCACCGGUUGAGUAUAGACGAGAGUGACUGUGGGGAGAAACAGGACAGUGCGAAGGAAAUCCGGGCCGCUAGUCCGUCGGGCGAAUUAGAAAGCGCGUCGGAGAGUGGGUCGGGGGCACAGGGCCAGGGGAUUAGGAAGCGAACGGACAGAGCGGGUGCGGUGGAUUCCGGUGAGAAUAUCGGGACGAAUAGCGGGACGAAUAGCGUGACGCUCUCGGAGGAUGAUAGCAGGAGCGGGAGCGAUGCCGAGGGGCUGCCAAUGGGUUACAACGGUGAUUUUGAUAUCGGAGAAGGCCGGAGGAGAGAUAGGCGCAUGUCUAUGGGCCCAGACAAGGUUAUUGUACCGGAAGAAGCAGCAAACACGUCGAUAUCCAGCGGAAUAGUCUUCCACAAAACACCUGUGGACCGCAUCCGCUCAGCUGCCAUUCGCAAACGAUCGCCCAGUAUUGCGGUCUUCUCAUCCGAGAUGCAAGAACAGCUCAGGAACAUGGACUUCUCGGCCUCCUCUUCCCACGCGCCGUCUAAUCUGUCGAGUGAAAACUCGACUGUCAACGCGCACAUGGACACGCCCAUCAUGGACAGUGAAUUCAUGGCCAAGGUGUUGAGUUACCUCAGCGUGGGCGACCGGUACAAGUGCAUGGCGGUGUGUCACAAGUGGAAAGACAUCGCACAGAGCGAUGUGGUGUGGUACAACUCUUCGUUCGCUGAGCAGAACCGGCUGGUCAACGACGACGUGCUGGUGCAAGUGAUGGCCAGCUACGGUGAGAUGGUGUGCAAUCUGAGCUUAAAGAACUGUUGGGCCGUGAGCGACGAGGGGUUGGAGGCCGUUGCCCUUAAAGCCAACCUGAAUGAAAUUUCUCUGUUUAGUUGCUGGGAGGUAUCCUCGGCCGGUCUACAAAUGUUGGGCGAGCACUGCAAGAAUAUACAGCACAUCAAUCUCAACAACUGCAGGAAAAUCACGGAUGUGGGCAUGAUGCACCUGACCAACAACUGCAUAGGACUGCGGUCCAUCCAAUUGUCCUACUGCAAGAACCUGACGGAAGUCACCCUCAAUUACAUUCUGGCACGCUGCCGAAAGCUGCAGCAUCUCAACAUUCAUAGGUGCUCGAGUAUCAGCAACGAAGGCAUGAAUCUGUUCCGUCAACAUCCCGCACACCAACUGCUGAUAUUGAACCUGUCCGACUGCUUUGACAUCGACGACGAUGCGCUCGAAGACAUCAUCUCCGGCUGUGAUAUUCUGGAGGACAUUACCCUGUCCUUCUGCUCCCAGCUGACCACCGAUGCCAUGAGCACUCUGUCGAGGUGUUCAACUAUAAAACGGAUGGACCUAUCCUCGUGUGGAAACGCUGUGAACGAUACGGGAGUCAAGAAACUGGUAGAAGGGGAUAUAGUACAAAGUUUAACGUUCUUGAAUCUCCGGAACUGCUAUGGCUUAACCGGUGCUGGUCUCCGGUGCCUCGAUGAGAAAUGCCCUAAGCUGGAGUACGUCAACAUCACAAACCUCAAGAAAAUCACUGUAGAAGACAUACAAGCCUGCACCAACAUUAAGAAAAUAGAGAACGUGGCCCCACUGGACUUAACGAGGGCUGGCUCCCCUCUGGCACCACGCAAAGGCUUACAAGCAGGCAAUAACAGACCAGACGCUGCACUAGGACCUACACUGAACAUCCCGCGGAGGACAUUUGGGCCUGCCUAGCACAUAUUUACCACAGUAUAUUUGGCUCAUUAGUGGCAGGGACUGGCGUUUAAUCAUACCCCUGAUCCUGGCCAACUGAAUAAAAACUCGGCAGAUCAUGA